GUUUAACCCCUAUAAGUACAUAGUCGGUGCUACGUGGGUGCGUCAGGAGCUAUCCGACUCCUUCCUCGUUGUCCAACAUCGGCCUGAUUCCCGUCCAGAGAUUACGGCCAUGGAUAACUUUCUUGCCCCACACAGCACAGAAGCAAUGGCACACUCCAAGCUCAGCGAGGACUGGUUAGACUGGGACAUCAGUCGUCCUUCAUUUGACGAGUCUCUUGUCGCCCAUUGUGCUUCUUAUCACGCGUUCGACCGUUAUUUAUCUGGAGAGGAUCUCUUCAUCCCCCCUCGUUUUCCGAGCGAGCUCGAACGAGUCCUACGUCGACACGCAUACGACUCUAUCCAUAAUUCAAUCUCAAGAUCUCGUCAAACACUAAAAGCCGGGGGAUACAGCAGGACUUGUCAUUUUGCAGAGCAGUCUAUCCGCAGUGUUCUUAACACAGAAGACAAUGCGAGGAUAUUGCUCGCCUGGCACAGGCCCAACACUGCUCCCUCCCCCAUGACUGUGGAUAUGACCCAUACUACUUCGGGAAUAAAAGUUUAACUCGUCUCACCCACGUAGACGUUUGGGUAUGGGCAUUCAUUCAUUCUUUGUCGCCAUCAUUGCGGUGUAAAUAUGCACCAUGUAGUAUCAUCACAGCAACAUUCUUUGGAACGCAAAAUUACUGUAGACAUUAGGCUUUUACCUUUGUAUUUUGAUAGAUAGGUGGAUGAUUAGUACUCUACGGAAUCGUCAACAUAUUAAUUGCAAGCACCCGACAUGCAGUGUGAUUUCUGAUUGAUGAUGUGGGUCACGGUCCAUGGUAGGUAGUGCUCUCACACUUAAGUGUACUAGUAGGUCAUGGAACUCGAG
This is a messenger RNA of Suillus plorans, 850 nucleotides long. RefSeq lists its product as uncharacterized. The transcript has 4 exons. The record is from RefSeq and is a predicted model, not a curated record. Bases 110 to 541 code for a protein of 143 amino acids. NCBI's taxonomy places the organism in Eukaryota, Fungi, Basidiomycota, Agaricomycetes, Boletales, Suillaceae.